CUAUAAAUACUCAGGCUGGCUUGGUCCCCUCAUCAGUUGAUAUUGAGCAAAGCAAGUGAACACUUCUUGAAUCGUUUCAAUCGACCUUAUAAACACCCUCAAAAAAAAAAUGUCAUUGCUGCCAGUUUUGUUCAACGAGCUGCUUGACACUUACCACAGGCCUGUUUAUGACCUUAGCGACCAGCAUUUUGGACUCGGUCUUAUGGAUGAUGACCUGAGACCAUGCGGAUUGCUACAGGCUCCACUAAGGUGCGGCUACGUCCGACCCUGGAGGAACCUUUUGGCUGGCGAUUCUGGCCUUUCUUCGAUUGUCUCAAACAAGGAUGAGUUUAAAGUCAACCUGGACGUGCAGCAGUUCAAGCCGGACGAGCUUAAGGUCAAGGUUGAGAAUGACAUGAUUGUCGUUGAUGGGAAGCACGAGGAAAGGUCGGAUGAGCAUGGUUUUAUCUCGAGGCAGUUCACAAGGAAAUACAGGAUUCCGAAGGAUGUAGACCUUAAUGCCCUUAAAUCAAAUCUUUCAUCGGACGGUGUUCUUUCCCUUCAAGCACCUAAGGUUUCCAAAGAAAAUGAUGCUCGUGAAAUUCCCAUCGUUCACACGAACGCCCCAGCUGUGAAACAGAAAAAACAGAAUAAAGAAAAACAGGAGAAUGGAGAAAAAUAAUACUUACCCCUUCAUAGAUUAAUUGUCUUUCGUUUGACUGUAUUUACCUGACUGAUAAUUUAUAUUCCUACUUGUAAUGGUGUAAUAUGUUUAAUAAAUGUACACAUUUGUAUGUUCCUAGUUUA
Cimex lectularius (bed bug) is the source of this 786-nucleotide messenger RNA. Its product is annotated as alpha-crystallin A chain-like. Bases 110 to 661 code for a protein of 183 amino acids. The transcript has 3 exons. The record is from RefSeq and is a predicted model, not a curated record. Gene Ontology annotation, molecular function: protein folding chaperone. Lineage: Eukaryota; Metazoa; Arthropoda; Insecta; Hemiptera; Cimicidae. Gene Ontology annotation, biological process: protein refolding; response to heat.